CUGAAUUUGACUCUCCAGGAAAGUUGGAAUGACUUACAAAUUGGAAUACCUUUCUCGAGAUCAUGCAAUGAACGUACUGCAUUUCACUAAGACUAUUCGGUAAUUAUACUUACUUGACUUUUCUUUGAGGGAUUGUUGACUUGGACGUACGAUGGUGCGAGUGCUGAAUCUGUCCAGUCAAAACUGGGAACCAGUUUGAUACUUGCUAUCUCUGUUGUUGCUACAAGUCAAUGUUGCCAAAGCACAUUGGAUUCAUCUUCAAGGAGGCGGCGAAGAUUGGAAGCCGCUGAUCUUUCUUGCUCUCAAGUCAACUUGAAGCUAACCACUCAAGCUCCAGCACUCAACAUAUUUUUUUAGACGAUAUAUGAGCAUUGCAUUGGCAUACAUCUAUAACAUCAGACACCAAUUCCCACCUCGGAGAUUGCUUUCAAUUCAACUGGCCACUGCUCCACUACUCGUUCUUGAUCAGCUCGUCGGUGACUCGCCGGCGGCGAAGGCGUUCCUCCCGCUACUCUUCCCUCCGCUCCUGCUGCGCUACUUCGCUGCAGGCGGCGCAGGCUCGAGCGCCAGGGCCAGGCUCCCUCCGUCCCCGCCGGCCGGGCUGCCGCUGAUCGGCGUCGGCCACGCCCACCUCGUCGGCGCGCUCCCGCACGUCUCGCUGCGCCGCCUCGCCGCGCGGCAGCGCGGGUGCGCGGACCUCAUGACAGUCCGCCUCGGCGCCGUCGACCCGACGCUGGUGGCCUCGUCGGCGCACGCCGCGCGGGCCGUGCUGCGCACGCACGACCAGGCGCUCGCGUCGCGAGCGCGCUCCGCCUGCGUGGACGUGCUCACCUACGGCCCGUCCGACGUCGUGUUCGCGCCCUACGGCGAGCGGUGGCACCGGUCCAAGCGCCUGGUCACUACGCACCUGCACAUGUUUGCAGCAGGCACGGACACGACAUACCUGGUCCUAGAGUUCACCAUGGCAGAGCUCAUGCUGCACCCGGAAGCCAUGGCCAAGCUACAAGCUGAGGUGAGGAUGUUGAAUAUCUAGUCAUUUUGCGACAUGCUUUCAUCCAUAAAAACGGUGUAAUAGAUACUAACAUGAAUAUGAGCAUCUCAACAUAAGUAUAAACAUUCUCUGCUGUACUACUGAACAGAACAACAAGUAGCAUAGUAUUAAUCAAAUGCUUAAUCAGAGAGGAUGUAGGUUUAUACUCUUGGGUGGACUCAGUACCGGUGCCCGCGGUAUGAGCUCUACCAGAACCACUUUCAAUGUUGGUGCCGGCAGCCGUGCCCACAGUCCCCCUCAUCUGCACCACCAUGGCAGCGACGGUUGGAGGAGUGGCGUUUGUCGGUGAAGAGCGGAAGGAGCAGUCACACCUGAAGGGGCGCUCCCCCAAAAACUUGAUCGCCCGCCUACUCGUGCAGGUACACCGACGGACGGAGUUCCGGAGUCCGCAGAGAGCUCAGGCCAGAGAUGCAGAAGCUUAGUGCAAGUCAGAAAAGGUAGUGGAGAAGUGUGUAGUGUACACCAGACAUGGCGCCUUCCCCCUUUUAACCAUGUUCCAGAUCUUCCCGUUACUCCCUGUCGGGGGGAUGAACCUGGACACGGCCCGGCCAGCCAGCGUACGCCAGAUCUUGUAAUUUGCCACACCAUCUUGCAGGGGCGGCAGUUUCAAUGACGCAGCAAAGCUAGCACUU
Messenger RNA from Panicum virgatum (switchgrass), 1683 nucleotides. Its product is annotated as indole-2-monooxygenase-like. Lineage: Eukaryota; Viridiplantae; Streptophyta; Magnoliopsida; Poales; Poaceae. The transcript has a single exon. The record is from RefSeq and is a predicted model, not a curated record. Gene Ontology annotation, molecular function: oxidoreductase activity, acting on paired donors, with incorporation or reduction of molecular oxygen; iron ion binding; heme binding. The coding region runs from base 365 to 1033 and encodes 222 amino acids.